Molecule: messenger RNA, 765 nt
Organism: Gigantopelta aegis
Lineage: Eukaryota; Metazoa; Mollusca; Gastropoda; Neomphalida; Peltospiridae
Exons: 1
Coding region: 1-765 (254 amino acids)
Source: RefSeq, a predicted model, not a curated record
AUGACAUUAAAAAGUAAAGCUAUAGAAAUGGAGGGUAGUAUGGGCUUCAUGAAUGAGAAGUUUGAACAAAUAAUGAAAGACAAUACUGAGCUACAUAAAACUAUGAAAGAGACAUAUGUCAAAACAAAACAGAUCGAAGGCAUUACAAAAGCGUUAGACAGUGAAAUUGCUGAAAUGCGACUGAAUUAUGACGAGUUAAAAGAAAGACAUCUUGAUCUGCAGUCACGAUCGAUGCGUGAAAACUUGAUUUUUACAGGCAUUCCUGAAACGGGACCAGAUGAAAACACAGAGCUGUUGUUAAUAACAUUUAUUCAAAAAGAUAUGGAGAUAGAGCAGCCGAUAAGUUUUGAACGCGUACAUAGGUUUGGGAAAAGAGGUUACUCCGGACACAGACCUAUUGUGGCCAAAUUUUCUAAAUUUAAAGAUCGUGAAAUGGUCCGAAAAGCUGCCCCCACAAAACUGAAAGGGAAAGUGUUUGGUGUGAACGAACAAUUUCCUAAAGAGAUAAAUGACAGAAGGAAAGAAUUAUAUCCCUACUAUAAACAGACAAAAAGGGCCGGGAAAAGGGCAUCAUUAGUGUAUGACAAACUGUAUAUAGACGGAACAUUGUUUAAAAAAGACGCACGAAACACAACGCACGAACAGAUGGACGCGACAGGUGGACAGGACCAACAAACACGGGGACUCAGAACAGAGAAACGAACCACGCCACCCCGUACUACCACGAACUCAACUCAGCAGAACAACUCGCCAAGCCGACGCUAG